This is a messenger RNA of Phytophthora megakarya, 987 nucleotides long. NCBI's taxonomy places the organism in Eukaryota, Oomycota, Peronosporomycetes, Peronosporales, Peronosporaceae. The record is from the annotation of a GenBank genome assembly.
AUGCAGGAGUACGACAAGAUCUACCACCCCGUGAUGUUUGCGAGUCGUACUUUGAAGUCGAAUGAGCUGAAUUACGGCAUCCCGGAGAAGGAUGUAUUAGCCCUACUAAGGAUCCUCGAGCUUAACUACAAUGCACCGGUCGGACGUCCGACAUUCUACUUUGGCGUAGCUCUUCACAUCCACAGCCUUGUAGGGACGGUUAGGUCAGUGGGCUGUUCUACUGUCGCCAUGAACUCUGAAAUCACCAAGUGCGUCAAGGGUGAAGAUGAAAAUCCUGGGAGCAUUGGCGACGAAAAAGAGCCAAGACGCAAGAUUCAGGCUCCGAUACCCGCGGUUAGACUCGAUGAGGAUCUAUACGCCGUUAGUUUUGAUGGAUCUGCUCGUGUCAAGAGAGGUGGAGGCGCCUACAGCGCGAUCUUGUGGAAAUUGCCUGAAUGGAGAGUGUUAAAGGCUAGAUCUGGCUACGCUGCGGGGCUAACAGUGAACGAAGCAGAAUGUCAUGGAUUGUUGUUAUGUUUGGAUCUGCUGGAAGAUCUGGGUCCACGACGUCUAGGGAUCUACGGAGGCUCGAACCUGGUGAUCCGACAAGUACGAGCACCGGGCUCGACACUGCUACGCCAGCGGGCUUUUGAUCGACUACAUACUUGGCCGGAUCACGAGCUGUUACAUGUUCAGCGACAUUGGAAUGCGAGUGCUGACAAUUUAGCAAGUGCUGCUCUACAACGGCAAUGUGGGAUCGAGGUCAAGUCUGAGAAGGAGAUCCAGGAUCUAGUAAUCUUGAACCGGUUGGAUGAGAUCCUGAUAGUGAAGACCGAAGACGAGAUUGCCCAGAUACCUGCUGUAACGACCCGAUCUAAUGCUAGAUCUGGAGCGUGUGUUGGGUCUGAUCCAGAUUCAUUGCGCGAGGAAGUUGUGAGAGAAUUGCGGAUCGAGCGGAUCCGGCAAGCACAAGAUGAGGAGUCGUGGAUCUCAGGAUUGAAGAAGUAG